Molecule: messenger RNA, 1188 nt
Organism: Tachysurus fulvidraco (yellow catfish)
Lineage: Eukaryota; Metazoa; Chordata; Actinopteri; Siluriformes; Bagridae
Product: salivary glue protein Sgs-3-like
Exons: 2
Source: RefSeq, a predicted model, not a curated record
ACUGUUACAACUGAAACCUACACUCCAACACCAACAACAGAAACUGCCACCACAACACAGUACACAACACAAGUUACACCACCACCAACAUCAGCAGAAACUACUGCAUUGACAACCACUGUUACAACUGAAACAUCCACUACAACACCAACAAUAGAAUCUGCCACCACAACUCUAUACACAACACAACCUACAACACCACCAACAUCAGCAGAAACUACUGCAGUGACAACCACUGUUACAACUGAAACCUCCACUACAACAACAACAACAGAAUCUGCCACCACAACACAACCAACAACACCACCAACAUCAGCAGAAACUACUGCAGUGACAACCACUGUUACAACUGAAACAUCCACUCCAACACCAACAACAGAAUCUGCCACCACAACUCCAUACACAACAAAACGUACAACACCAGCAGAAACUACUGCAGUGACAACCACUGUUACAACUGAAACAUCCACUCCAACAACAACGACAGAAUCUGCCACCACAACUCCAUACACAACACAACCUACAACACCACCAACAUCAGCAGAAACUACUGCAGUGACAACCACUGUUACAACUGAAACAUCCACUACAACACCAACAACAGAAACUGCCACCACAACUCCAUACAAAACAGAACCUACAACACCACCGACAUUAGCAGUGACAACCACUCCAACAACUGAAACAUCCACUACAACACCAACUAUAGAAUCUGCCAUCACAACUCUAUACACAAUACAACCUACAACACCACCAACAUCAGCAGAAACUGCUGCACUGACAACCACUCCAACAACUGAAACAUCCACUACAACACCAACUAUAGAAUCUGCCACCACAACUCUAUACACAACACAACCUACAACACCACCAACAUCAGCAGAAACUACUGCAGAGACAACCACUGUUACCACUGAAACAUCCACUACAACACCAACAACAGAAUCUGCCACCACAACUCCAUACACAACACAAACUACAACACCACCAACAUCAGCAGAAACUACUGCAGUGACAACCACUCCAACAACUGAAACAUCCACUACAACACCAACUAUAGAAUCUGCCACCACAACUCUAUACACAACACAACCUACAACACCACCAACAUCAGCAGAAACUACUGCAGUGACAACCACUUUUACAACUGAAACAUCCACUACAACACCAACAACAGAAUCUGCCACC